AGAGGCCACGUCAGCCGUGACGAACGCGUCGUUUUCCGAUCUGAAUCGCGUCUCUCGUCUUCGUUAUUCGUUCCGUUCCUCUCUCCUUCCGGCCGCUGGCAACGAAAUCGUUCUCUCCACGAUUCCUCUUUUGCUCCCUCUCAGCCUGCAGGAAGCUUGAUGGCUGGGUUGGUUAGUGCACAUGUCAAUCCUGUUUGCCAAUCCUACAAUAUCUGCCGGUCUCCUCUUGUCCGAUCUACCUUUUUGCAGAUACCAGAAAUGGCAAUUAAACAUCCUGUAGCUGUCAUGAAACAUCUUAAGCCUCUCUCUGUUGUGGCCUCAUCGCUGCAACCCCCGAAGAGCAUUUCUACUGCUCAGUUUAGCAACACUAUACCUUCUGAAGAGGUGCUCAACUUCUGGCGCAGUGUUGAUGCUGUGUGCUUUGAUGUGGAUAGCACUGUUUGUCUGGAUGAGGGUAUUGAUGAACUUGCUGACUUCUGUGGUGCUGGCAAAGCUGUUGCAGAGUGGACAACAAAGGCUAUGAGUGGAUCUGUACCAUUUGAGGAAGCUUUAGCUGCUAGACUUUCUUUAUUUAAUCCUUCACUGUCACAGGUUAAGGAUUUUUUAGAGAAGAGACCUCCCAGGAUUUCUCCUGGCAUUGCUGAACUUACCCAAAAGCUGAUGGCUCAAAACAUCGAUGUGUACCUUAUAUCUGGUGGCUUCCGUCAAAUGAUUAAUCCUGUGGCAUUGCAGCUUGGAAUCCCUCUUGAGAACAUCUUUGCAAAUCAAUUACUAUUUGGCAGUUCUGGUGAGUUUGUUGGAUUUGAUGCCAAAGAACCUACUUCAAGAAGUGGUGGAAAAGCAACAGCUGUACAACAGAUAAGAAAGGUCCAUGAUUACAAGGCAUUGGUUAUGAUCGGAGAUGGUGCAACAGAUCUUGAGGCAAAGAAACCAGGUGGUGCCGACUUAUUUAUAUGCUUCGCUGGGGUUCAGAUGCGAGAAGCAGUUGCAGCAAAAGCUGAUUGGCUUGUCUUUAACUUUGAAGAAUUAUUGACCUCCAUGUCAUAGUAUUUGCUUUGCGAGGUCACCUUUUUUUUUUUUUGGUCCUGUUUGAAAUAUUGUUUUAUUUGCGCUGCUUUCUCAUGUCAAAUAGUUGUCUUUAUUUGAUUAUUGAUGGCCUCUGAUGUGUUAUUUUUGAGGGAUAUAAUGAAUGCAGCUAGGCUGUGCAUGAUGAGUUGAAUGCA
Musa acuminata AAA Group (dessert banana) is the source of this 1223-nucleotide messenger RNA. RefSeq names its product phosphoserine phosphatase, chloroplastic-like. NCBI's taxonomy places the organism in Eukaryota, Viridiplantae, Streptophyta, Magnoliopsida, Zingiberales, Musaceae. The transcript is spliced from 8 exons. Gene Ontology annotation, cellular component: chloroplast; cytoplasm. The record is from RefSeq and is a predicted model, not a curated record. Gene Ontology annotation, biological process: dephosphorylation; L-serine biosynthetic process. Bases 160 to 1047 code for a protein of 295 amino acids. Gene Ontology annotation, molecular function: L-phosphoserine phosphatase activity; magnesium ion binding.